Molecule: messenger RNA, 1324 nt
Organism: Sorghum bicolor (sorghum)
Lineage: Eukaryota; Viridiplantae; Streptophyta; Magnoliopsida; Poales; Poaceae
Product: RNA-directed DNA methylation 4
Exons: 10
Coding region: 98-1084 (328 amino acids)
Source: RefSeq, a predicted model, not a curated record
GAUUUGAAGAGAAGGGACGUUACGCCGCGCGCUGCCUGUGCCUGGGGGUAAAACCCUACCCAACUAGUUAAAAAAAAAACCUACCCAACCGCCGGUCAUGGCGUCUGCGGACGCCGGCGAGACGUCCACCCCGGGGCCCGCGGCGAGGGAGAAGCCCAUCGUCGUCCGGAUCAAGCGCAAGCCCUCGCAGACCCGCCCAGACGCCUUCUGGCUCGAGAUUAAUGAGAGGCCGGCCAAGAAGGCGAUGCUCGAUUUCUCCCGCCUCUCCAUCUCCGAACCCUCCUCAUCGUCCUCCUCUGCCAGUGCCAAAGCUUCGGAGGAACCACGAGUUAAGAAGCUUCUUGUCCAACACAUCGAGACAGUACACCAUUCUGAAGCUGUUGAAGAUGUUUUACAAUCUCUUUUGCUUGCUGACUCAAAUGCCAAGGAGAUAAAGAGCAAGACAAAGGAGUGGAAUGACAAAAUCAAGCAAGACAAUAAACCAGAGCAGCUACGAUCAGCAGCCAGACAGAGGCAUGAGGAUAUGGGAAGAAAUGCUCGGUUUGCACAAAUAUGGAAGAGUCGAAAAGGAGAAAAGGAUGAUGCUGAUGAUUCAUUGAGAGAAAUAUGCCACCUUUAUGAUGCUGUCCAAGUAGAUCCUGAUGAUGAGAAGCAUCCAGCAGAACCACGGAUUACCUCUUUCGAAGAGGGUGCUGUUCUAUGCAACUUUCUUCCGCUUCUACGCAAGUACUUGCCAUCAACUGCAGAGGAAAUUGAGGCAGAUAUAAUUUCAUUGGCACAAUCAGAAGAUUCUGAAGUCUAUGAUAUCUAUACUGUCAAGGAGGUGGAUGAUACAAACAUGGAGGCCACGUCAGCAGCUUCAUAUCCAAGGUUACAAGUGGAUGAUGGAGAAGACGAAUGCUACGAAGAUUGCCCGUAUGACACAGAUGAUUCAAAUGCUGAAGACAAUCCGCUUUUCGAUUAUCCUGAUGAAUUUUCCGAGGACGAGGAUGAUGAUCGCAACGAUGAGGAUCCUUUUGGAGACGAAGAAGGGUCUGACACCGAUUACGAGAAGGAAGAAGUAGAGGUGGAAGAGGAUGAGUAAUAUUGAAGGGAAGUUGUGAUGAAAUGUGGGGACUAGCCUGUGGGCUGAACGUAAUGUUUGACAAUGAGAUAGGUUCGGAGCUGACUGAUGAAUGUUUGUGUUGCUUAUGCUGACUAAGAAAUGGACAUGUCUUGACGUUGUGUACCAGUUAGCAUUGCAAAUCAUGUGCACUGCCCGGAGGAAGAAUUAUUUAAAAUAUAUAUAUAUUUGGAAGUGUCAGCUAGACACAAGCGAAUCUUA